UUAUAAAGACAAUAGUCGUACGGCUGGGAUAUUCAAUAGCCUAAUUUGUUUUGUAAACCAAUACAUUCCUUUAAAUUCAAUUUCCGUGCACUAAAUCCUCCCAUGGCCAGAUUUUCAAAAAUUCCAGGACAAUCAGAUUUCAAAGGUCUCGGGCCCUCCUCUCCCCCGGCUUUGUAAGUCUGCUAGAUACACCCCCGUACUGGAGGAAAUCAACGGUGACAGAGAGAAGGGGGUGCUUUCAAAAAUGAGAAGCCCACCCCUGCCUGAGCAGAGGGGAAACUUGGAAAGAUAGGAUCCAAGAGGCAGGCAGAAAUGUUUGCAUGAGCAGAAUUGAGGCCAGAUGUUUGAAGCUCCAGGAGCCCUGCAGACCAGGGCAAUUCUGGAGGGUAGAUUUUUGAAAAGCUGGGAAGGGUGUUUGGAAACCUCCGUCUCAACACUGGAGAGAUCGUGGCUUUGGAUAGAGAUCAAAUUGAGAAAUGAAAUCUACCCCAUCCCACCCCCCAAGUAUGACCAAGGAUAAAGCAACAAAAGUGCAAGCUUUCAGCACACAGUAGGCAUUUUAUAAACGUUUAUGGGGAGAAAAUUAAAUCCAAAAGUCAUGCUCUCUCCCACUUAUUUCGACUUGGAGCCUGGAGGAGGAAAUAAGAGCUAUUUUUGGCUGCUGACCCAGCUGGCAGGGCAGUGGCCAAGUGCCCGAUUUCUCCUCUUUCCCCAGAGUUUGGGAGACAGCAAGCAUCUCACUGUGGAAUCCCGCCUCCAACUGAGCGUGCUGGGCUGGCUCCAGACCACCAAGCCUGCCAGUAGUGGCUUCGAGUGGCAUUGAGAUGUGACCUUAUGACUUUCGGGUGACUAGAGACGGGAAGGGAAACUGACCAGGCAUGGAUGCCAGGGCAAAAUGGGCCAGAAGUGUGCCCUGCCAGGUGCCUGCUUGCCACAGAGGACGCUCUGGGCCAGUUGCUCCACAAAAUUUAUGGACUGUGAAUUUCUCAUUCCAGUGGAGGAAGUAGGCAGGCGGGGCAGUCAGACUCUCAGACUCCGCCUGGGAGGCAGGUCAGGGCUUGAGCCUCUCCCCUUGAGGUGCUCCAAGUGACCAGAGGAGGAGACUAUAUUGAAUGCAGGGAGAAUUUCUCUGGUUUCUCUCUGAUUCUAAUUACUUGGGCGUCUGGUUUGUCCUUGAGAAUCUGACCCUGACGUCUUGAGACUCUAAAUUGCUGCUUUUCCUCUUGCUUUUUAUCCCUUCUGCCCCUAGGUUCUGAUCUCCACGGUCGCGGUCUCUGACCACACACAUUACAACCUUACCUGUCUUCAGAGCAGAGUCCUUUCCAACCGACGACAUGAUAGAACCCUCUGAAGACUCAUUUGAGACGAUGAUGGAGCUUAAUAAUCCAUCAUCAAAACAAAUGGAGUCCUCCGAGGGCUCAUCCAACACCGUUGAGGAGGCACCGGGCAGCAGCGGGGCACAGGCGCAGGCAGAGGCGGGCUCAGACAGCGGCCCAGCCCAGGAAGGAAAAGAGCCACCCAGUGGCUCGACCCAGGAAAUGCAAGAGCUGCCCAUUGAUCUAUACCAAAACUUGGAGGAGCCAUUCAGUGGCCUGUAUGAGGAACGAGAGAAGCUGCCCACUGAUCUUCUCCAAGACAUGGAGGAAACCAGUGGCCCACGUGAGGAACGAGAUGAGCUGCCCACUGAUCUACUCCAAGAAUUGGAGGAGUCAUCCAGUGGCCCAUUUGAGGAACGAGAAGAGCUGCCCACUGAUACACUCGAAGACGUGGAGGAACCUUCCAGUGGCCCACGUGAGGAACGAGAGGAGCUGCCCACUGAUACACUCGAAAACGUGGAGGAGCCAUCCAGUGGCCCACCUGAGGAACGAGAGGAGCUGCCCACUGAUACACUCGAAAACGUGGAGGAACCAUUCAGUGACCCAUGUGAGGAACAAGAGGAUCCACCCAGUGACCUACUCCAAGACAUGGAGGAGUCAUGUGAUAGUUCACACGAGGAAGAGGAGGAUCCACUCAGUGAGAUUGCUAUCUCAUCUGAUGGCAUAGAUUCAGUGUUCGUCAACUCAUCUGAGACCCAGACAGAGCAAGGAGAUGAGACUGACCUGGAAGAUGAAGAUGAGCUGAACCUCGGAGAGGAGGCUCAGCCCGGGGGCUCUCCAGAAGAAGUCAUGGCCACAAUGGAGUCCAUCAUCUCGGUGUUCCUCCGAGUGCACGACAUUGAACACCAACAGAGAGUAGCGGAGAGGAUCUUGAUGCAAGCCAUCGAAGAAGGCCGGCUCCCCAAACUCAGGCACUUCUCUGGAGAUCGCAGAGAAUACCAUGAGUUCAUUGUGCUCUGUCAGAUGACCCUACAGAACUACCCAUCAAUGUUCCACAAUGACCAGCUACGGGUGAAAUUUGUCAUGUGUCAUCUGUCUGACCUAGCCUUAGAAUGGGCCAACGGCCUGGUAGAGCAGGACAGCCCUCUGCUGAACAACUACUCAGGCUUCAUCGAGGCCAUGUCAGAAAUGUUCGAGUACAGGCAGACGCUGCGUGUGGCGGAAGACGCCAUGUUCAAUAUCAGGCAGGGGAACCGCGGUGUUGCCGAAUACAUCAAUGAGUUCCAGAGUCUGGUACAUACCUUGGGCUGGCCAGAUGAAGUCCUGCAGGCCCACCUGUGCCAGGGGCUCAAUGAAGACAUCAGGCAUUAUCUGUUUCGAAUCCCCCAGCCGGCAUCCCUGGAGAACCUGAUGGUGCUCGUCCUGCAAAUUGAAGAUAAGCUGGCAGAGAGAAGGGCAUUACUCAGGCUGCCCCCCGAGGCCCGCCCAAGAAGCCUAAUCUGGAUGGACACACCUGCCCCAGAGAAGUGGCAUGUGAGCACCUGGCUGCCCAAUGCGUUUCAUCCCAACAUCAAUCGUGCCCACCUCUUCCUGCUGCUCAUGGUGAGGGUGAACCCCUACCACAGUGUCGCAGUGCAGGCCCUGGUGGACUCAGGAGCAGAAGGGAACUACAUGGACGAGAAGUUUGCCCAAGAACACUACGUGGAGCUCUACGAGAGACCCUAUCCACAGGCAGUCCAAACCGUGGAUGGCUCCCUGAUCGGCAAUGAACCUAUCUCGCUGUGCACCGAACCCCUGCUGUGUAUCCAGCAGAAUCACUGUGAGUACAUCGAAUUUGACAUCGUACCUUCACAGCACUUCUCUGUGGUCCUCGGCAUCAAGUGGCUCCGUACCCAUGCACCUGAAGUUGACUGGUUCAAAGGCCGUUGCACCUUCCACUCUCCCUACUGCCUGAAGAAUUGCUUCCACCCACCCCCACCAUGCAUCGCACUGGAGAAAGUUAGCAUGACCAUACUACCCGGAUUGCCGCAAAUGUAUUCAGACCUGGCCGAUGUGUUUAUCGUGAAGGAAGCAGAUGAUGAGACUUCCGACCAGCCAAGCUCAGACGGAUCCGAUGAUCUUUCUGAAUCAGAGCCCUCUGAGCUUCAGCAGGCUGGAGACAGUGAUCACAACGACGUCUUUUAUGAGAGUUCUUCCAAGAGGCCUUAUCAAUCUGUGAGUGCCAGGAUGCAAGAAAAAGCCAGGCAGCAAGAGCAAUACUGGAUACUAUACGACAUGCUGAAUGACAGACAGGACUACAUACAGAUGAUGCCAGAACUGUUUGACCACUUACAUGGAGCUACAUGGUUCACAAAACUGGAGCUGCGAGACAUUGCUAAGGAACCCAGGGUGGACUACAGCCUCACACACACAGAAGACACAUGGAGAGCAACAUUUGGGAUGAGCCCUUACCAGAUGAGAUGCUACCGGCCCUUCACAAUAGACUCAUAUGCUGACGACUGUGAUAAUGAGAUUCACUUUAUCCUAAAAGACAUCCUAGGCUUCUAUGUGAUUGCCCAUGGCCGAGAGCUCCUGAUCUACUCAAUGAGCCAGGAGGAACACUCUGAUCAUGUCCGCCAAGUCCUGCUCCGCCUUCGCGGUCACAAUAUCCACUGCUCCCUGGACAAAACCCUGUUCCAUCGCCACUCCGCAGAGUUCAUGGGUUUCGCCCUAUCCCGCAAAGGGGUGAAACUGAACAAGACCAUCAGGAACAUCAUGAUGGGGUGUCCUGUCCCCAGCAACAGGAAAUCCCUGCAAAGCGUUAUCGAACUCUUCUAUCCCUACCGCCACUUCGUGGAGCACUUUGCCAUCAUUGCAGAGCCCCUGGUGAAACUGCUGCUGAGCUCAGAGCCCUUCUGCUGGGGAGAAGAGCAUCAGGAAGCCUUAGAUUGCCUGAAGAGGGCUUUUCAAAAAGCACCCUUUCUGUACCAUCCCAAGCCUCAGAAUCCAUUCUACUUGGAAACAGGCGUCACUGGGUCAUUCCUAUAUGCCUCCCUGCUCCAAACUGAUGAAGAAACUGGCAAGAAAGCUACCUGCUCUUUCUACUCACGACAUCUCUCCCCAAUCGAGGUGGAGUACCCUCAAGUGGAGAUGAGGAUCCUUCCAGUCCGGGCUUCCUUCAUGGUGUGGUGUCGCUACCUGGAGAACACCGAGGAGCCCAUCAUGAUCCUUCUCAACACAGAGGAUCUAGCCUCUCUGAAUAAUGACAGGCUCACCGUACUUCUCCCCGGGCAUUGGCUCUACUUCUUCGCUCACUUCCAUUAUGAAGUGAUGGAGCUGCCUGAUGAUGAUGACCCCCGAGCUCUGUCCCGUAGAAAUCCAAACCAGAGAGCCUUGAGAGCCAGGUACAUGCGGCCACUGCUGCUUCUUGCCCUGAGGGCAAGCCAAAGGGAAGCGUUCUCUGAUUUUGGGUCCGAGCCCGAGGCUGAGACUGAGUCCGAGGACAGUGACGAUGAGUCAGACCCGGAAUGGGCGGAGUUGAAUCGGCAGGCCCUGGUACAGGAGGCACUCUCUAACAUCCCAAUAGAACAGAUCCUCAACACCCUCCUGACCCACUUCAGCAGGGUCCAGAUCCGGUCCGUUGUCCUACACUUCUUCCGUGGCCUGCUCUACUGGAAGAGUGUCCUGGGUGUGGCAUCCCUCCUGGUGAUGAUGAGGGUGAGGCAGCCCCUCUCCCCACUUCCUGCCCCCUCUUUGGAGGUGGCCAGGCCUGAGCCCCGACACACACUCCGGCUCAUCCUGGACUCAAGCCUCAUUGCAGGUAGUGGCAUGGCCACAGCCAUCACUCAGUUGCUCAGCCAGAUGCCCCGGGUAGCGCGGGCCAACACCCUCCCAGCUCGAGAGCUGGCUGAACUGUACCUGAGCCCCAGGUGCUGGCAUCGGAAUGCCCUGCAUUCCCAGCCCCCACGGGGCCUGCGAUUCACCCCAGGGUUCUGGUUGACCCUGUGUGAGUUCUUCGGCGUCAGAGUCAACCCCGAGGAGGACAUCUUCCCGGACCCACACCAGCAACGAUACUUGGAGCUGCACGUCGUUGGUGAUGAAGAUGUCGUCUUGCGAGAAGCCCUGCAAGACGACCUGCAACGUUACCGUCAGUGUGGCCUGCAUGACGGCCUGCAAGACACCUCGCAGGACGCGCAGGACAACGACGUGCAAGAAGCCCUGCUUGAAGACGAAGAAGCCUUGCUUGGAAACCAAGAAGACCUGCUUGGCGACCAAGAAGCCCUUCUUGGUGACCAAGAAGCCCUGCUUGGAAACCAAGAAGCUGUCACCUUCCGCCCGCGAAAUCUGAUGGACCCAGAGGUUCUAGACUUCCUCAACAACCGCCUACUCUACAUUCUUGGUGCCGAUGGAAGGCUUACUCUGCUCAGCAGAGAUGAGGUGGCCCGGGCCCUCACGCGAUUCCUGACCAUGGCCUCCAGAAUGGCCCUGCUUUCCCCAGCCAGGGAACAGGCAAGGCUAGAAGCACUGUCAGACUCAUCAGAUGAUGAACUUGACUGAAAACACAACUAAGUUGAUGCCAUUCUCCUUUGUGCCUCAGCUAGCUUUGCUCAAAUCCAGUGACACCUCCUACCACUCCUGACCCAAGGGGAACCCACUUGUGAAGGGCCACAACUUCAAUUCAUCAACCAGCAACAUCAUCUGUGUUAAAGGACUAGCCAACUGUCAGCGUCCCAGAACCAGCCAAGACUGUGUGCAACCCUGUGCUAACUGUCCAAGACUGUGUGCCACCCUGUCCUAACUGAACGGGCCUCAGACCCACAGCGGGAAGUGAGAUAAAUGAGAGGAGGAAGCAGUGAUGAGCAACAAUGACCCUGUAACCCCAGGCCAGAUGCAGAACAGGCACAGCAGGCGCAGCCAAGCAAGCAGAUGCCAGGGAGCCCCCCCCACCACCACCCGAGUGACGUGAGGCCACCUGUGCAUCCUGGGACACUGACCUCGGGUGCUCCACUGACUUCUACCUCCUCACCGGUGCUCCAACUCCCCUGGGCCCCACCUCCACCCCCUCCCAGCCUCCGGAGGUACUGUGGUGCCGUGCCUCCCAGCCCACCCCUCAAGCAAACAAGCCCACCCCACACUAUCUGGUUUGGCUCCCUUGACACUUCAUCUGACCCUGAACUCUGAACUUACCUGAGCAGAGCUGCUCUGUGGGGCAUCCGACGUACCAGUGCGACUUACCUGAUAGACUUGCCCACCUUGAAGGUCCCUGAGACUCAGGGACCACCAGAAAAGGUGGUAGCACCAAAUGGGCCUCCCGUUCCCAAAACUGACAGCUGGACAGUGCAGGGGCCAGAGACCCCACAUAAAGGAGGGAGCCCCCAAGGACACUGGUGAUGCCCCAGACACCCAGCCUGCUGUGCCAAGGAGCCCAGACCACUGCUCUUUGUCGUGGGAAGGAGUACCUUCCUAUACUUUCCAUCCCGCUUCUGCUUUUACCCCACAAAUAAAGAGAAAAAAGAUUA
This is a messenger RNA of Peromyscus maniculatus bairdii (prairie deer mouse), 6814 nucleotides long. The record is from RefSeq and is a predicted model, not a curated record. Lineage: Eukaryota; Metazoa; Chordata; Mammalia; Rodentia; Cricetidae.